This is a messenger RNA of Betta splendens (Siamese fighting fish), 1939 nucleotides long. RefSeq lists its product as uncharacterized. The record is from RefSeq and is a predicted model, not a curated record. The transcript is spliced from 4 exons. The coding region runs from base 374 to 1714 and encodes 446 amino acids. Lineage: Eukaryota; Metazoa; Chordata; Actinopteri; Anabantiformes; Osphronemidae.
GUAGGAUUCCGGGCUGUUCGUGCGCUUUGACCCGCCACCGUGUGCGCGCGCUCAGUGACGUCACUGACACAGUUGCUAGCAGCAAAUCCGAGCUGCGCAGCCGCUCUGCGCAUCCGUCCGCUGGGCUGGACAGCGCAGCCAUUUCUCAGCCGCUCGUGAAAACCGCGCAGGACGGCGCCGUUCGGCCACCACGCGCGCAACUCCCCUGCCGCGCGCGUGUUAUGACUUGGGCAGCACGCGCCGAGGCUGAACUCCGCAUCAGCGACGGAGAGCCCGCCAUCUCCAAACUUUCUCCCAAUUCAGCGUCUGCGCAGACAAAACGCCGCCUCUCCUCCAUUCGAGCUUCUGGUUCUGGGCGUGUUCCGUGUCAGUCAUGGCGGGACGUGCGCAAAGAGGCAGCGGCGACGUCGCAGUAGCGCACGUGAAAACUGAAGCGGCGGAUGAAAGCACGCCCGCGCUGGUUCUGGGCAGUCAUGAGUCGCCUGCGCCCUGCAGAGAUACCGCAUGCGGAGGGGGAGGGGCUCCGUCUGCAGAGGAGCAGGCUGACGCGGAGCUGCAGGCAGCCGCCACCACCGCUCCCGUGCUGCUGUACCCCGUGAGCUCAGAGCGCUUCUUCACCGCGGCCGCAGACGGGAAAGCGUACCUGACCAUGGCUCCAGCCGCAGCGAUGCCCCCCGCGCCCUCAGACCAGGCGUUCCCGCCCGCCUCGGACUUCUCCUCCAAAGCGGUGCUGUGUCUGAUCGAGGCCGUCGGCCGCCGCUGGGGCCUCUACGAGACCCGCGAGCGCUCGCAGCUCUUCCAGAGCGUCCAGGAGGAGAUGGCCUCCAAGGGCCACGUGCUCCCAGUGGAGAAGAUCCGCCGCAAGUGGAACAACCUCAUCGUCACGUACAAGAGGGUCAAGGACCGCAGCAGGGAAACGGGACACGCCAAGACCUCCUGGGAGUUCUUCGAUCUGAUGGACGCCACGCUCUGCGACACCGUUGGUUCUCACGUCGUCAACAACAAGCGAAUCAGAGGCGGCGGCGCGGCGCCUGCGCUCACCUCUCCUCCGGCGAAGGUCGCGGCCAAAGCCCAGGCUCACAGAACCAACGCUGGGCUGAGCGGCGCUGGGGUGGGGGUGGGGGUGGGGGGUCACGGCGCCGCCAGUCACACCACAGCAACCAGCAGCUCGGAGCUCAGGCCGCUGGUGGUGAACGGGGACGCCGGCGCCACCCUUCAUCCGCCCUCUCCGUCGCUCAUGGCCCCUCCGUGUUUGACAGAACCCCCCUCCUCUCCAGCUCCCUUUGACUCGGCCAGCACCAGCACCGCGGACCCCCACGCGUCGCGGUACGCGGGCCACGACGCCGCCCCCUUUCUCCUCAACGUGGCCUCGCACGGCAGCAGGAAGGGCCUGCUGGGCCCGGCCCAGUCCUUCCCUGCCGCCUUCUCCUGCCUCGCCUCCCCCGGCGCCGGCGCCGCCUCGUCCCCGGCCCCGAACCCGAAGGCCGGGGAGCCGAGCGGCCCGCUGCAGGAGCUCCUGCUCCGGCAGGAGGAGCAGGCCCUCCUGGAGAGCACGGCGCGCCACAGGGCCGAGGCCAGAGAGAAGCGGCGCGAGCGCCGGGAGCUGAGGAUGGCCGAGUCGCUGGGCCGGAUCGCCACGGCGCUGGAGCUGCUGUCGUCCAAGCAGGACACGGUCAUCGCGCUGCUGCAGAGGCUGGCGGACCGCACCAAGUGACGCCGUGCAGCUCCGCCGUGACGGAGCUCAGAGCAGUGACGCGUCCCGGCCUCUAGGUGGAGCUCUGCUACCUGAACCGCCCGCUUCACAGAAUGGAUUCUCCAUCAAACCGUGUCUCUGUGUUGCGUCAUCGCUAUCUGUAAACGUUUUUAAGGUUGUUUUAAGCCUUUUGUGUCUAACAUUACUGUCGUUUGACCUUCGACCCACUAAACCGUGAAACUGUAA